GCCCCGCUCUCAGGCCUCCCCGCCUCUAACCCACGGCGGACAGGUGGACCGUGGCAAGAGGGCGGGGCAAGGGGAGAAGCAUUGCAUGCUGGGAACGGUAGUCCCAGCUCGGCCAGCCCCGGGCCGCCUUGCCGGUACUGGGACUACCAAUCCCAACAAGCUGCGCGCUGCGCAGGUCUUCCGGUCUGGCGUCUGACGUCUUACCCGCUACAGAAUCGGAAGUUCUGGGCCGCCGUUGAGUGAAAAUGGGCAACGGCGGGCGGAGCGGGCUGCAGCAGGGGAAGGGGAACGCGGAAGGGGUGGCAGCGACUCCUACUGCUGCUUCGGCCUCCUGCCAGUACAGGUGCAUCGAAUGCAACCAGGAGGCCAAAGAGUUGUACCGAGACUAUAACCACGGUGUGCUGAAGAUAACCAUCUGUAAAUCCUGCCAGAAACCUGUAGACAAAUAUAUCGAGUAUGAUCCUGUUAUCAUCUUGAUUAAUGCUAUAUUAUGCAAAGCUCAGGCCUACAGACAUAUUCUUUUCAAUACUCAAAUAAAUAUCCAUGGAAAACUCUGCAUAUUUUGUUUGCUUUGUGAAGCAUACCUGAGGUGGUGGCAGCUUCAAGAUUCCAACCAGAAUACUGCCCCUGACGACUUGAUCAGAUAUGCUAAGGAAUGGGAUUUCUAUAGAAUGUUUGCGAUUGCUGCUUUAGAACAAACUGCCUAUUUUAUUGGCAUUUUUACCUUCCUGUGGGUACAACUGCCCAUGACGGUGAAAGAAAAGCCCAGCUUCAUUUUGCUGCUGAAAGCAUUAUUAUUAUCCAGCUACGGAAAACUCUUGCUGAUUCCAGCUGUCAUUUGGGAACAUGACUACACACCUCUGUGCCUCAAACUCAUCAAAGUAUUUGUUCUUACAUCAAAUUUUCAGGCAAUUAGAGUGACCCUAAACGUCAAUCGAAAGCCCUGCUUCUUGGCCGUGUUGAGUGGCUUACUGCUGGAAAGCAUCGUGGUCUACUUCUUCCAGAGAGUGGAAUGGGAUGUUGGAAGUGAUUAUGCCAUCUAUAAAUCUCAGGACUUCUGAAGAGGUCCUGCAGGGCCUUCCUCUCCACCGAACCAGAUACAGUCAGCUUUGCCUCUCCAUGGAAUAAGUGAAGACUCUCCAAAAACUCCAGUUGGCAGUGCUUACUCCUCCCAUUGACCUCAUUGAACACCUACAGCAGUCACAUGCCCAAGAGCUUCUGACAUUGUCUCAGGGUCAGAUCUUUUGUUUCUUCUUUCAUAAGUGCAUCUGCUUGUCCAACAGUCAAUUAUAAUUUAUAGUUGGGAAAAUAAGGUCACUUAUCUUUAAUCACUUGAAAGCCAUCACCCUGUUUUUUAUUAUCUCAUGUUUUAUACUUACCUGUCUGGUAUUAAAAUUUCAUGUGUUUAUGCCACACUCCCCAACCCUGGUCAGAGGUCUGGUGCUGGGAGAGGCAUGCCUUGGGUUCCUUUGUAUCUACCUUAACUCAGGGCCUGCCCUAGUAAGUGUCUGUCAGUUUGAUUUUCAGCAGAAUGUGCCGUUCUAAAUACAUCCUU
Molecule: messenger RNA, 1555 nt
Organism: Sapajus apella (tufted capuchin)
Lineage: Eukaryota; Metazoa; Chordata; Mammalia; Primates; Cebidae
Gene: ARV1
Product: ARV1 homolog, fatty acid homeostasis modulator
Exons: 6
Coding region: 246-1061 (271 amino acids)
Biological process (GO): sterol metabolic process; regulation of plasma membrane sterol distribution; sphingolipid metabolic process
Cellular component (GO): Golgi apparatus; cortical endoplasmic reticulum
Source: RefSeq, a predicted model, not a curated record